AUGCGUCUGUCUUAUGGCACACAUGUGACGCGAGCCAAUGAGCCUACACUGCAGCUCCUGUUUCCACAAAGCUCAGCUGUCCCCCACCCCUUUCGCCCACGGAAUCAUCCAAACGUAUUGAUCAAAGUGCUAUCGCCUCGCCUAUACCCUGUGCACUAUCUAAGACUACCUUGGGUAAAGCAGCAAACCGCCCCCCCUCAGCCCCAGGUUGACAACCCAAGCCUUCAAAGUCUUUCGCGGCACGUCUUUGCCGCUGCGAGUGCUACCUCAAGUGGAUGUCGCCCAGACAAUAACCUUGGGCUUGUGAAUUCGACUAGACCCCCGAAAAUCAUCUUCGGCUCUACCUGCCUUGCCCUCAUACGUGUGGGCGUGCCUUUCAUCACCUUAGGUAACAACUUGGAGCUUACCUCGUCGAUUCUUGACCUCCUGGACCCGGACACUUUGCGCGACCCCUCCAUCACUCUCCCGAAUACCCAACGCAUCUUUGCGACUGAACUUCACAUCCAGUCUUUACCAAUUCCUGAAUAG
Molecule: messenger RNA, 528 nt
Organism: Colletotrichum lupini
Lineage: Eukaryota; Fungi; Ascomycota; Sordariomycetes; Glomerellales; Glomerellaceae
Exons: 5
Coding region: 1-528 (175 amino acids)
Source: RefSeq, a predicted model, not a curated record